UGUUUAAAUUUUGUAUUUCCCCUUUGACUGCAGAGUUGUUUAGUUGUGUUUGUGUGUGUGUAUAUGUGUGUGUGUGAAUUUCCUGGAGGAAGGAACUUAUUCUUUUUGAUUGUUUUAAAUUAAUAUCUGACUUUAUUUCAUGUAGGCUGAAAAUCCUGUUAAUAUUUCUGUUCUUUGGAAUAUUGAGGUCUUCUUUGUGGCCUGAAGUUUCACUUUUAUGAAUAGAGUAAUUUUUCCUUACCCUCUGGGAAGAUGUUCCAAGAACCCCAUUGAACGUCUGAAACUGCAGAAAAAUUGCUGCAGAUCCAUUGGCAGACAAAGCCAUCUACUGUAAAGGAAAUAGGUGAAAGUGAUUCUAGGAACUGCGUAGAAACAAUUAACAUAACACAUUGGAGACUUCUAUCCUUAGAAAGAUCUGCUCACAAGGUUGGCUGUUGGCUGGCAUCUAAGAACGUUACCAGGAAAGUAUUAUACCAAACAAAAUCUACUAUUGUAGGACCAGCUGUUCAGGAGCAUCCCGGACGAGAGCCAGGCACAUUUGAGACUUGGAUCGAACUGAAGACCGCCGCAGAUUCUUCUGCAGCAAUGUCGGUGUUAGAAGAGAGCCGACCAUUUGCUCAACAGUUAUCCAAUGUCUAUUUUACAAUACUUUCACUUUUCUGUUUUAAGCUUUUUGUGAAAAUCAGCCUUGCCAUCCUUAGUCAUUUCUACAUUGUGAAAGGCAACCGCAAGGAAGCGGCAAGGAUAGCAGCUGAAUUUUACGGAGUAACUCAAGGACAAGGUUCCUGGGCAGAUCGAUCACCACUACAUGAAGCAGCAAGUCAAGGUCGUCUGCUUGCUCUCAGAACACUAUUAUCACAGGGCUAUAAUGUAAACGCAGUAACCAUAGACCAUAUCACUCCAUUGCAUGAAGCCUGCCUUGGUGAUCAUGUGGCAUGUGCCAGAACACUUCUGGAAGCUGGAGCUAAUGUAAACGCAAUCACAAUAGAUGGUGUGACUCCUUUAUUCAAUGCAUGCUCACAAGGCAGCACAAGCUGUACAGAACUUCUUUUGGAAUAUGGUGCCAAAGCCCAGCUCGAGUCAUGUCUUCCAUCUCCCACACAUGAGGCUGCCAGUAAAGGUCACCACGAAUGUCUUGACAUAUUAAUAUCCUGGGGCAUAGAUGUUGACCAAGACAUUCCUCAUUUGGGAACUCCUCUCUAUGUAGCUUGUAUGUCACAGCAAUUCCAUUGCAUCUGGAAGCUUCUUUAUGCAGGUGCUGAUGUACAGAAAGGCAAAUAUUGGGAUACUCCAUUACAUGCUGCUGCUCAACAAUCCAGUACAGAAAUUGUAAACUUACUGAUAGAAUUUGGAGCAGAUAUCAAUGCCAAAAAUACAGAGCUUCUGCGACCUGUAGAUGUAGCUACAACUAGUAGCAUGGUAGAAAGAAUAUUGCUUCAACAUGAAGCUACACCAAGCUCUCUUUGCCAGCUUUGCCGACUCUGUAUCCGAAACUACAUAGGGAGACCAAGACUGCAUCUCAUCCCACAGCUCCAGCUGCCAACCCUACUGCAGAAUUUCCUACAAUAUCGAUAAAGCAGUAAAAUAAUUCAAAUAACCUGAAAGUCAAAAAUUUCUACUUUAUUCUCAUUAUGAAUACUUACUAUUAAAUUAUACUAAAGAUAGGGUUAAAGUGAGUAUGAGAUCACCCAGGGAAUCAGUGAAAUAUCAAUAUUCAUCUUAAGUGUACUAGUUAGUACUAUUGUUUUAUGCAUUUUUACUGUCUUUGGGUUAUAAUAUAUUUAUUAUAUCUAUAUUAUCAGCUAUCCCAAUAUAUACUCUUGUUGAUUUAAGGAAAAGUUGAUUUAGGGAAA
Lepus europaeus (European hare) is the source of this 1853-nucleotide messenger RNA. It is a transcript of the gene ASB5, whose product is annotated as ankyrin repeat and SOCS box containing 5. The coding region runs from base 586 to 1575 and encodes 329 amino acids. The transcript is spliced from 9 exons. Gene Ontology annotation, biological process: intracellular signal transduction; protein ubiquitination; positive regulation of protein catabolic process. The record is from RefSeq and is a predicted model, not a curated record. Gene Ontology annotation, molecular function: protein binding. Lineage: Eukaryota; Metazoa; Chordata; Mammalia; Lagomorpha; Leporidae.